Bufo bufo (common toad) is the source of this 3456-nucleotide messenger RNA. Its product is annotated as ligand of Numb protein X 2-like. Gene Ontology annotation, molecular function: ubiquitin-protein transferase activity; protein binding. Lineage: Eukaryota; Metazoa; Chordata; Amphibia; Anura; Bufonidae. The record is from RefSeq and is a predicted model, not a curated record. The coding region runs from base 254 to 2263 and encodes 669 amino acids. The transcript is spliced from 10 exons.
GCACAUUUCUAGAUUGCUCUAGGCAGCAGCUUUGCAAAUUGAACAGGUUGGCAGCGCUUCAUUCUGAUUUCCAGGGGCACUGUUGGGAGCCUCUGGCUUUUAAACACAUCUAAUUUGCAAGGUGAUUCAGCAACAAGCAGAGAAACUAUUGCUGGGAUUUCCAUGUGACUUGAUUUAUGUCUUGAGAACCAUGCUGUAAAGCCUUGGAUUGUAAGCCUGGCAGCACCCUGUUUGCUGAAUAAAGGUCCAGGCGAUGGCUGACCCUUUGGAUCUAUCCUCCACAGCCCUUGAACUUUGUCGUGACUGCGGACAGCCUCACGUGUCUUCUGAAAACCACAUCUACAACUUCCAAGAUGAGGUGGAUGAUGAGCUGGUCUGCCACAUCUGUCUGCAGCCAUUGCUCCAACCUAUGGACACGCCAUGUGGCCACACCUACUGCUACAAGUGCCUAAAGAAUUUUCUACACGAGAAGGACUUUUGUCCUAUGGACCGCAAAAAAUUGUGUUUUCAGGACUGUCACAAGUCUAGCCUUUUGGUGAGAAAUUUACUGGAUAAGUUGAGUAUCAUAUGUCCCUUCCUGGCUGAAUGUAAACAGGUGAUGCAGCGAUGUGAGCUGGAGCCCCACCUACGCAACAGAUGUGCAGGCUUCAGAAAAUACAGAGCCGAAAGAGAUAAGAAGAGUGCCCCCAUUAAGGAUCCGAGUGAGGGGGAUGCCUCCAAAGCAAGCGGCCUUGCCAGCGUUCUAGCAGAAUCUUCACUGGCAGCUGUGGUAGCUCUUGGUACAUCUGAGCCAGGCCUGGUGAAUCCAGCAUUUGAUGAACAUGAUGAUGAUCAACAUCAUAGGACAAGUCUAAUAGCCGAGACAAGUACAGUAGAGAUACACCGAGAUGACCCUGACGAGGAACUGGGCAUGCGAAUUGUGGGGGGUAGAGACACCCCUCUGGGCAAUAUUGUAAUACAGGACGUGCUCAAGGAUUCUUUGGUUGCAACAGAUGGUAGGCUAAUGCCAGGAGACCACAUUCUGGAGGUUAAUGGAAUGAACAUUAGCAACGUGUCCCAUAGCCAAGCAAUUGCCUUGCUCCGGCAGCCUUCUUCUGCCUUAUACAUUACUGUUUUGCAAGAGAAAGGUUUCUCACAAAGGUCUCAACGUGCAGAAGGAACCAGCACAGCUAGUGCCUGCAAAGAAGUGGUCCAAGUUACUCUACUGAAGCGGGAUCGGUCAGAACCUCUAGGGAUCAAGCUGGUUAGAAAGACGGAGGAGCAUGGUGUUUUUGUUCUGGAUUUAUUAGAUGGUGGUCUGGCUGCAAAAGAUGGAAAAUUAAAGUGUAAUGAUAAGGUCUUGUCUAUUAAUGGUCAUGAUCUUCGACACGGGACUCCAGAGGCAGCAGCACAGAUUAUCCAGAAUAGUGAGGCACGGGUUAACUUUGUGGUUCUUCGGCAAACUCUGCAGCCCAUGGAAGACAAUGAAGAAGGAACUUCAUCAGGGAGCAGCAGCAAUGGGGAAAGUCCUGUCCAUACACGCAAGAGGCCAAGUCUACAUCCAUAUAGAAGGAAGUCCACACAGAGGGAUCAGCUUCAUGCAAAUUCAUCAAUGGAAAAAACAGUCUCUCUGAAGAAAGAGCCAAGGGAAUCUUUGGGAAUUACCAUAGGAGGAGGACGAGAUCAUAAAAACAGACUCCCCAUCUAUGUCUCCAGCGUUCAGCCGGUGGGGUGUCUGUUCAGAGAUGGCAGAAUAAAGAAAGGUGAUGUGCUCCUCACCAUCAAUGGGGUUGACUUAACUUGUCUUAGUUAUUUGGAUGCAGUCUCAGCACUAAAGUCAAAUGCAGCAUCUCACACUGUGGUCCUGAAAACCCUGGAAUUAGUAGCUACAGAGAGACAUGGAGAGACUACAGAAGGAGGUGUUGAAGUCACAAGGGAACCUGGGGGCAUCUGGUCUCCUCUAUGGGUCCACUGGUUUAGUCUUCCUAGCUCCCUGCACUGGUGUCGAUACAUUUCACUACGGAAGAGUACCUAUGACAGCUGGGGGUUCAGCAUUGUUGGAGGUUAUGAAGAGACCAAGGGAAAUCAACCUUUCUUCAUCAAAACUAUAGUGCCUUCUACACCGGCAUUUUUUGAUGGACGUUUAAAGUGCGGAGACGAGAUAGUUGAAGUAAAUGGAGUGAAUGCUGUUGGUAUGAGUAAUGCGGAGCUGAUCCCCAUGUUAAAAGAGCAGAAGAACAGAGUCAUACUGACGGUCGUCUCCUGGCCUGGAAGUCUCGUGUGAUUGCCAGAAUACUUUUUUUUUUUUUUAAUCUUUGAGCCUUUUGCACAACUCUCAGCUGGACUUUUUGCCUUCUACUCGUUUUCUUAUGUGUGUGAAGUUCUUGUCACUCUGUAAUUUUUGUUUAAUGUUCUCCAGCUAUAAAAUGUAGAUAUUUGUACCAUAAACUCAAAGCUCCCAUAGUCCUGGCUGAUCAGAUGUGAUCAGUGAAGCAAUAGAAUCUAUCAGGUUACAAUUUGCAGCAAUGAUACUGCAGUACUUUGUGAUGACCUCUCAAGCAGAUUUUCACCCUUCUAGCACCUCACCUUCUUCAUCUUAUCUUUCAAUAGCUGAAUGUGAUUUUAAAUUAUUGCCCUUCAUUUAAAGUGGAUCUAUCACAAAUGGACAAUUAGUAAAAAAAAAUAUAUAUAUGUCCUGUUGCUUCUAAUGCCUGUUCUGGAGAGUUGGACUUCAGUCACUUUCUGCAAUGCAACUAUAUGUAGGAUUACAUUUCACUAUAAGCAUUUCCAUACCAUACAGGUAAAAAUCUAGGGGUUCAAAUCUCUGAAUGCAGGCAUCUACCCAUGAAUGGAGAAGGAACUUUCAUGUCCCGAUAGCGGAUAUAUAAUUAAGUGCCCUGCCAUGUUAGUGCCUCUUUAACUACUUAAUAUCACCUACAGCUCUUAAUGAUGGACCCUUAAUACUGGUCUGGGAUGUCCGCCUGUGAUCUGAUGGCAGUUUAGCCUUCAUCUUAAGCUAUGAUCCCAACUUGCACAAUAUGAAUGAACCUGCCACAGCAGUCACUUGACAUCUAAGGUGUUUCAUGUUAGAAAGAUACAGUGAUUGUAUAUCAGGCCAUUUGGAGAUUUCAUUGUUACAUUCAGGCCUGAGGAAUCAUUACGUACAUUAUUCUGCUACUAGAUAAAUGUAUAUCCAUCUCGUGAACCAGCUAGGGAAAGUGACCUCUUGUGGUGUGGGCAUCCGGCCACUGAGCAGACUGUUUUGGAACAGGGCAAGUCAUUUUAAGUAUAAGGCAUCAUAAGGUAAGGGAAAAAAAUGAACAUACAGUAAAGUUAAGUAGAUUGUAAAUUAUUUACUGAAUCGUAGCUGAAAGCUGAGGCUGGAUUUACAUUUGCCAGUUUUGUGGAGGAUUUUUUUUAUUGUGAUUUGCACAAAACUAGCUUUUUUGUAAUUUUCUGCAAAUUGUUGCAAAAAAA